Triticum dicoccoides is the source of this 4706-nucleotide messenger RNA. Its product is annotated as receptor-like serine/threonine-protein kinase NCRK. Gene Ontology annotation, molecular function: protein kinase activity; ATP binding. The record is from RefSeq and is a predicted model, not a curated record. Lineage: Eukaryota; Viridiplantae; Streptophyta; Magnoliopsida; Poales; Poaceae. The coding region runs from base 2684 to 4570 and encodes 628 amino acids. Gene Ontology annotation, biological process: protein phosphorylation. The transcript has 7 exons.
UAUCCUAUCGCCUCGCCUCGCCUUGCCUUGCCUUGCCUUGCCUGCUUCCUCGCUCGGUUCGCUCCUCCCCCCACCUACGCGCGGAUUUCUUCCUGAAACCUCGACUCGCCCAGAGCCCUCCUCUCUUCUCUUGUGUCGCCUUCUAUCUGCUUCUUCCUCCUUCGCCGCCGGUCACCAGCGUGAUAUGAACAGCUUCGAAUUCGUCCACGACGGGAAUGGGAACGAGAUUGCUCCUCUCCCUUCACUCGCCUUCACUAGAUUUCAAAAAAAUGGGACGGCUACAUUCUACAGCCGGGCUCACUUCAGUUCAGGCUCAGGUUCUGGUUCACAUUACCGGCAUGCCGGGAAGAUGCCAUCUCGCUGUACUGUCUACCUUGGCCGCCUCCUCCAUCUGCUGCUCUGCAAGAUCGCAGAAUGAUUCCUUUAGUCCACCUGCUGGUCCUGGUCACGGAGCACACUUGUUUUCUCCCUUGGAGGACGGUAGCAGCUUUUUCUCCUUCGUCCCCGGUCUUCAAUUCCUAGCUGCCUCGCCUGGGGAGCGGUAAUUUACUCCCUCCAACGUGCUCUGCCCACAUUUCUCUUCUUUUGCCACGCCACCAAGAUCCAUAGCAUUGUCUCUAGCAAGAUGGAUCGAAUCUUCCUCUGGCAGUGGUUGGGGAGGAUGGAAUUCAUCCACGCCACCAAGAUCCACAACAAUGGGACUUCAAAUCUUCCUCUGGUUUCACCUUUACCACCUCGGAUGCUGUCUUACUGACAGCAGGCACUAGUAGUAUUAGUAUUAGUAUCACCCUCGGAUGCUGUCAGUAGUAAGGCCACUAGUUUAAUACUGUCCUACUAUGACUAUGCUCAUCCCAGGCCACCCUCCUCACUCCCCUCCUCACUCCACCCAUCACCACCAUUACUUUAAUGGCAGUGGUUGCAUAAAGAGGGAAAAACCAACCAACGAACGAAAGCGAGAUGCGUUGCGUUUGUUUGCAACCAAUGAGUCUCAAAAUCCCGGCGACCGGGAUUAUUAUGCCCUCCCUUGGCUUUUCUGGAGAUUGUGUUUGCCCCUGACCUGGGACCAAACCCAAUGAUGAACCACGUUUACAUGUACUACUACUAGCAUCCAUCUAUCAGUGUCAGCAUCAGGCCCUCCCUUUUCUUUCCUUUUCAUCAUUCCUCACCAUCUUGGCUGGCCUACCGAGCUUGGCCGUCACGGAGGCGAUCAAUCAAUCAAUCAAAUGGUUUUUCCAUUUUGUUUUCCCGUUCACGGCGUCGUCGGUGCAGAGGAGAUUGGCAACUGCUCAUGUGGGAUCCCAGGAACAGGCCCCAGGUGUUGAUAGUUGAUUGAUAUUACACAUAAUUCCUUUUUUCUUCUCCAAGAGAAUGUCGAGUGACUUCAACCAUUGACACAACUUGCUAAUAGUGUUGUUGUAUAACAAAUGUAUAAUGCAUGUGAGUAGAAUCUAGAUACGACGUGUGCCUCGCAACCAACCAACCGGUUCAGCGUCGCCGAAAAGGGAAUUCAGAGACGCAAAGGGGAAGCUGCUGCUGCCUGCCCACCACCACCUACAUGGAUGGUUGGAAUAGUUUGAGCAGCGGUGGUUGCAGAUGGCACGUCCAUGCGCAUGCAGCUCGAGGUGAGGUGUAGCCAUCAGAAAUGAAAGAAAGAAAGUUUGGUCGUCUCCUCAAGAAGCCGCCGCGCCGUCCUUUGCCGACAGAAUCCAGUGGCUAAAGCCGCGUUUGAUUAAACAAAAGAGAGCGGGAGAUGAGGUGUCGCAGAAUGAUGAUGAUGAUCUUAGUGCUGCUCGUUAUUGAUCUGAGGCUUGCGGUGUUAAGCUACUGAUGGCACCAUCUUUGCAGAACCUGUCCUGUUGUGGUUGUGCCCAAGUUCCUGCAAACGAAGGUUCUGGUUUUUGCCUUUUCACGGCGAAUGCUUAAGAACGUCGUGUUCUAGCAGCAAAGACCAGUUGCAACCUGGCCAUGCUCUUUUGCAUCAGUUCGCAGUUUGGUGCUAUCUUCUUGCACAUGGCGGGUUUUUGAAGCCUUGCCAAGCCUGAGAUCUCUGACCACCGCCAAGCCAAGCAUCCGUAACAUCUGCGGCUCUCAUGUCAGUUGUUGCCCUCUCAACUUUCAGUCCACAGUCUCCAUCCAACAUCACACCCAAUUAGCACAUGCAAUCCAGUCUCUUUGUAGUUGGAAACAGAUGGCUGCUGUUCUAGGUGUCCUAGCCGUAGACCUAUUUUACUUAUCUUUCCUAGUGUGUAGUGCUGUGGGUUGAGAUGUCCCCUGUCUUGCAGGGUGCUGGUCCUGAAUUGAGUUUAUUAUCACAAUGAUGGAUGUGCAGUGCAUUUACAAGACUUUUCUUGUCGUUGAAGUUGAUAGCUUUCUGUCCCUUCGUUGCUCGGAUUCUCUUGCCUUCAUAUAAGCUGACCCCUUUGUUAAUCAUAACUUAGAACUCCACCUCUCUUUAGUUGUACUCCCAGACCAGGAUACUGUCUGAAGCAAUUCAUAAGUUAGGCCGGUUCAUUACCGUUUCGGUUGAUUUCUGCCUUUGAACUACCAGAGAGAUCUUGUCACUGCCGUAUGUUUGGCAAGCUUCAUAGAUCUGUUUAGCACUAAGAUAGAUAGCUAGAUUGAACUGGAUGGGGUCUGUUUGAUAUUCCUCCCCAGUCCCCACUCCCUACCUGCAAACUAGCCGAUGAUGGAUCUCCACAUGAAGCUUCUCGUGGCCUCCCUCAGCUGUGUACUUCUGAUACAAGGAGCAUUCUGUGAUAACGCCGCAGGGGGGACUGGAGCCACAAGCUGGACAUGUGUAUGCGCUGCUCAUCCGCUAGGUGAACCAAACUCCAACAGCAGCCUGUCAUCCAGUUGCGACUCCUCGUGCCAUUGCCUACGAGAUGAAAACGGCGGCACAGGGUCAUGGAACUGCUCGUGCCGCUCCGAUAAGGCCCUUCAGGAAGAAGAAGAUGGUGUGGUGCACAGCACGAGUUGCUUCACUUCCUGUAACUGCACAUCUGGAAAUUCUGAACAAGGGAGGAAGCAUUUCUCUAGCAAAACAGUCAUUGCAACACUCCUGGUAUGUGUGGUUCUCACCACUGUUGCUUUUGUCGGCACCACGGCGUACUACUUCCGCCGCAAGGACGCGCUCUCUCCGCGUUCCAGGAUGCACUCUUUUGACAAGUACGCCAGCUGGAAUAGCAGAUCGAACCUCGUUAGCCACCGAUCUUCUCCCCUUACCCAACUGAAACCCAAACCCGGGCUCAGUGUCAUCAAAGGGUUUUUGUGCAGCUGUCCGCUCGUCUCCCGGAGCGAAGACGGCCCAUUCCCUGGCGUGGUUCUCCGAUUCUCCUACGCGGAGUUGGACCAGGCAACCGGAAAAUUCUCCGACGAACAGCUCAUCGGCGUCGGUGGGACGAGCAAGGUGUAUCGUGGCCAGCUCGCUGAUGGCAAAGUCGUCGCCGUGAAGAAGCUUCGGCCCCUCGGCGGUGCGGACGAAGACUAUGAGUUCCUGUCAGAGAUAGAGCUGCUGUCGCGGCUGAACCACUGCCACGUGGUGCCAUUGCUGGGGUACUGCUCGGAGCGGCAGGGGCGGCAGCUGGAGCGUCUGCUGGUGUUCGAGUGCAUGACCAACGGCAACCUGAGGGAGUGCCUGGACGACCUCAACAGGAAGCCCAUGGACUGGGCGACGCGCGUCGGCGUGGCGCUGGGUGCGGCGAGGGGCCUCGAGUACCUCCACGAGGCGGCGGCGCCACGCAUCCUCCACCGCGACAUCAAGUCCACCAACAUCCUGCUCGACGACAGGUUCAGAGCCAGGAUCACGGACCUGGGCAUGGCCAAGUGCCUGAUGAACGAUGGCGUGACCAGCUGCUCCAGCUCGCCGGCGCGCAUGCUGGGCACCUUCGGGUACUUCGCGCCCGAGUACGCCAUCGUCGGCAAGGCGUCGCUCAAGUCGGACGUGUUCAGCUUCGGCGUGGUGGUGCUGGAGCUCAUCACGGGCCGGCAGCCGGUGCACAAGAGGGGCGGCGCCGGCGCCAGCGGCGCGGGCACGGACGAGAGCUUGGUGAUGUGGGCGACGUCGCGGCUGCGGGACAGCAGGCUGGUGGUCGCGGAGCUGCCGGACCCGGCGCUGAAGGGCGCGUUCCCGCCCGAGGAGAUGCAGAUCAUGGCCCACCUGGCCAGGGAGUGCCUGCAGUGGGACCCCGAGGCCAGGCCCACCAUGACCGAAGUCGUCCAGAUCCUCUCCACCAUCGCGCCCCACGCCGACAAGCGCCGUCGCCACCACCUGCCCGCCGCCGCCGGCGCCUUCGCCCCGGGCUUCCACGCCGAGAGGCCGCGGGAAUGCUCAGUGUGGCAGGACGACGACGACUACGGCCAUCGCCGCGAUCACCUGCACGGAGGGAACGGCAGCAAUGCCAAGGGCGCCGUCUUGUCCGGAGAGGUCAUGGUUAACGUCGGGAUGCCAGUGACGAUGAUGACGACGAUGGGGCGGAGCUGGCGGUCGGCGGAGCAGGAGGAGGUGGACCUGACGGAGCCGCGGCUGGAGACGUUCACGGAGCCGACGACGACAGCCAGCCCCUUCAGGUGAACGUGAGAUGAAUCGAAUACGUCGUAGAAGAGAUUGAUAGAAUAGUCAAGUAGAGCCAGAGAAGAAAAAUGUGAGUGAGAUGCAUUGUACAGGCAAGAACGUAAUCAAAUCAAUUUGAGAAGAAAAAUGUGAGUGA